Messenger RNA from Anarrhichthys ocellatus (wolf-eel), 16517 nucleotides. RefSeq names its product myosin XVIIIA b (gene myo18ab). Gene Ontology annotation, cellular component: cytoplasm; myosin filament; myosin II complex. Gene Ontology annotation, biological process: actomyosin structure organization. The record is from RefSeq and is a predicted model, not a curated record. Gene Ontology annotation, molecular function: ATP binding; cytoskeletal motor activity; actin filament binding. The transcript has 48 exons. Bases 7425 to 14045 code for a protein of 2206 amino acids. NCBI's taxonomy places the organism in Eukaryota, Metazoa, Chordata, Actinopteri, Perciformes, Anarhichadidae.
UCUCUUUCUCCACUCUUCACAUGAAAUAAACAUUUGAAGUGUUCAGACAACAUUUACUUAUUUUGUCAAAUAAAAGGAGAUCAUGUUUAUACACCUCAAAGUAUCACAUGUGUAGCUGGCAUGCAAGUCAAAGAAAUAGACCAGAAAAAGAGACUUUCCCAUAAGGCAACGCAGUGAAUCAUGUGAUAUUUUAGACCAAUUGCAGACCGAUAGUAGGAUACAGCUUGGCCAAUGAGCUGCUUUGUUUUCUCCACUAAUGGCUUCUUUUGUUCACGUCAACCUGCUAAAAUUCAGCGAAGCCUCAAACAUACAGAAAGUCAAUGUGCCAGUCCUACGCAAUCACUCCAUACACACACAGUCAAAGGUCACACUUCAGCACAUGUCAGCUUAUCUGCUUCACAGCUUCCGUUUGAGCAAACAGGGCAGUGAUUGGCUCUGUGUUUUAUCUGCUCCUCCUCUGCUGACCUACGCCCUGGGGCUCAUUGUUCACUCACUACAUCCUGUCACUGCUCUGUGUCGCUGUGUUCAUAACUCAAGGCUUUCAUAUGGCAUAGUUAUUAACUAACAUCAUUACCUGUCAAAAUGCAAAAUACCACUGUAGUCCAAAAAUGUCAUCACAUGUGAAAAGCGUUGCUGGAGUGUGAAGGAACGUCCUGUGAGUAUAUAGAGACGAUCUGUCCACUGACCACCAUGGUGUCCUUGAGCAAGGCCCUUAACCCCUACCGCUCCAUGGAGCUGCUCAGAGGCCAGCAGAUCAGACUGGUGUCACUGGGCAGCUUCUGUGUGUGAAUGAGUGUGACUGAGUGAAUGUGAGCAGGGUGCUCCUGCAAAAGAGAAGCUUCCUCUCAGUGAAACUAACCUGAAUAGAAACAGAGAAAGGUUCUCCUGAUCCUGACACGCCACUGUCCCUGAUCAUCUUUAAUGUCACUAAUACUGCACAUGCUGCUGGAGACGCUGUCUGUAUUUGGACUUUGAAGCACCUGACCCCUUGCCCUUUGACCUGGCACUUGAGGUCAGAGCAGCUGGAUUAUUAAGAGUUGUGUAAAAAGCAUCUUCCUUGUUUUGUCCUUCCCACCCAUUCCUCAGAGAUCUGCAGCCAGACACAAUGGACACGCUUGCAGUACACGUGAUGUGAAGCUGAUAGCUGUUUAGUCUGUUUAUCAUGUUGUGAGAUGGGGGGUCUCUUCUUCUCUGGUAUCUCAAACUAUGUGUGUGUGUGUGUGUGUGUGUGUGUGUGUGUGUGUGUGUGUGUGUGUCAUUUUUAUGUUAGCAUCACAUGUACCACAGCCACACACAUCAUGCACUCUGUGUGACCUACAUCUGCCACCCUGCACCACAACGGCUGAGCUCGCUCAGGCAUGACACACACACACACACACACACACACACACACUAGCCUCUUUUACACAGAGAUUCUGCUAUACUGCUGUAAAGAGGAUCUGCCGUUAUGCCGCCUUUGCUUCUUUACAGUGAACAAACAACGUGGGCAUAAUGCUGGCUUUCUCUUUUACACAGACAUAGACUUGGUCUCUGACGGCCUCUGCUUAACAGCAUUAGGUGUUCAUUCUUUUUACACAGAAUCAGGGCUUUAGUUAUCACAGCCUGAGAUGCUCUUGAACACUCAAAUGAUUGUCAGAGAUUUGCAAAUAAAUGAGGAUGGAUUCAUUUUAAGCUUCAAAAGUUAAGUCCAGUCCAGUAGGUCUGGGUCUUUAACAUUUCCAAUACUUGUGCCGCUAUGAUACAAGAGUGUCAGUGGCAGUACCAAACACUAGAACUAUGUCUGACACACAUCAGCAUGGUGCACACCAGUGUGAGUUACACAUCCAUCAACAUGAAACCCUUUGCCCAGCUCUUGUCUGGAACACUACACUUUUUCAGCUAUAAUGUUUGUAGAGAUGAUUGUUGAUGAUGAUUGCUUUUAUGUAAUAAAUAUACGUCGUUUGACUAAUUGAUGGACUAUAUCUAAAGAAACUGGAAACAACUUUAGAUACCACGCAGAGAGAAUUGAGUUUGUUGCUCUCCAACACAGUCUGUAGCGGUUACAUCUGUGAGUAUCCAGUACAGAGUUAGGUCUGGCUCAUGUUUAGUCUAGUUUAGAACAAAGGCUGGAGGGAGACUGAAACUGCUUGUCUCGCUCCGUCUGAAUCUAUUUCAUUUACUUAGAGAACCUUGUUUGUUUAGCACGUGUAGAAAAAUAAAUUACAAAACCAACAGGUGUGGUUAAGGAACUGUUAGAGUUCUCUUUUGAUCAACCACCUGUAGGCUGUCAUGUCAGCAGUCCUCAUGGUGGAUGGCCGGGUUUGAGUCUAGCUCACCACAUGUGUGUCUGAACAUCGACUAUUUGUCUUUCCUUGUGGAACCAGCUGCUGGGGACUAUGAUGGUGUGUCGUACUAACCAGUGGCAAUCAGUCAGUUCAAGGGCUCACCCUCAAUCCUGUCAACACGGGAAUCCCCCUGGUAGGAGAAAUGAUUUGUGAGUGUGUGUGUGUGUGUGUGUGUGUGGGCGGGGGGGGGCGCUGUCACCAUCUGCGGAGCUCCUGACAGCAGAGAACAUUCGAGUACAUUUUCCUGGGUGCAUUACUGGAAUGUCACAUGCCAUUGAGGAAAUGUACAUGGGAAGUGAUCCUUUGUUAAGUCCCACCCCUUGAGCGCAGCCUGACCAAUCAUAGCGCAGCUUCAGCGAGCUCUGCUCCAUAGGUCAGGUGGGUCAGUGGUUUUGGAGCUCGUAUAUGUUGAGUAAUAGUGGUACUCAAAGAGGUUGAAGGAGAUAUACGUUCCUAAAACGUUACAGUUCUACAAAAAAACCUGUCGAGCUAACAUUAGCAGAGUACAUUAGCACAUCAUUAACUAGCAUAAACAUGGAUAUAUCCAGGAUGUCAGGGAUGGACAAAUGUUUAUGAUUGUGGGCCAUAAAUACAACAAUACAAGCAUUAGGGGCAAAACAAUACUGUCGUUUUCAACCAGUUACACUGCAAGAAAAUCUGUGUGCCAUGGAAAAUUGUCAAUUAAAAUAACAAAUCAACACUAUACUCAACAGUUGGAUGCUGGACAUUACAGUUAGUUUACUGUACCUACUUAAAUAUUAUGAUUUGAUGUGUAAUUAUGUAAAUAAAUCAACUUAAGGCAGGCAGAAAUGACCAUUCUGACCGUUCUGUUCAUGGCCUCGAGCCCAUUUAGAAGAUUACAUUGCAAAUGUAGGUGUAAGAUAUACAUCUGUCUGAUAUGAAGAUGUAAGGAACAUAACAGGCAGGAAUGGUAAAAUUCUGGUGGAGUGUUUAAACUAGGAUGUGCAAUGUACAUACAGUGAAAUUUAUUAGAAAUUGUAGUUUAUUCAAAAAAUUCACCUCAGGCCAUUUUAAAACGGGCAGCGGGCCACACCCCCCUUCUGUCUGCUUCUUUCCGAAUUCGCUUUUCCCAAAAAUGAGAUCGAUUCGAUUAGUUCUGACUUCCAGAUGGAGCUAAUAGGAUACUAAAUAUUUCAGAACAGUUUCAGACCAUACGUGUGCUCCUCUCAGCUGAUCUGGCUUUACAUGACACACUUCCUUUCAUAGUACUUGUAGUCACUUUUGAAAACAGUGUUACAUCACUGCAUUUCUCUCCUCGCCCUUCUUACCCCACCCUCCUCUUUAAGCUACACUCUAUUUCCAAAGACAGCCCAGCCUGUACACCACCACUUCCUCCUGCUCCUCCUCCUCCUCACUGUCAGCUGGACUAAAGCUGUCACUACUUGCACUUUAUCUUCAUCACUGUGCUGUUCCUCCUUAGAAUAUCAUGGCAGCCUCUAGAAAAUAAUGGAGGCUUUGUGUGGCUGCAGGAAUCCAAAAAGCAUGUGGAGCUUUUCCUGCUCCUUUGGCUCCAUCUAGUGGUCCAAAAGCAGAGGUGGUGGGGAACGAAUACAAGAGACCUGCUGCCUGAUCCGUGUGCUUGUGUGGUGGAUGGUCUACGUGUGAAAGCUUUGCUUUAGUACAGACAGAAUGAGAAAAUCUCACCGUGUUGCUUAUGUGAGAAAAACUAAAGUCCCGAGUUGUAUUCUUAGACUUCACUUAUUCAACCCCAACUUGUAUGAAUAUUAUCUAUAUGUAUUACAUUCAUAUAGAUUCCCAACUAAUCUGAGUACAUUCGUUUCCCUCUUCAUGUUUUGGGAAGAGGUGGACGUGUAAAGGACAAAAGAAUUGUGCUUCAAGCCAACGUAGACUUUUUCAUUGUUUAACCAAAACACUGACCCAGUCCUCACCUUAACAUAACCCAACAACGUUAAUGCUUUAAACGCUAGGAGAAGACGCUUCAAUAUAUCGACAGUGACAUUUUGACUGGUGCAUUCAGUGUGACGGGUAAGCCUUUUGCAAAGGGUUUAACAAACACAAGGUCCAGGUGCUUGUGUUUCCAUCUUGUGGAAGCAUGUGAAGUAAAUCUUGCAUUUGAACAUUUAGCAUGCUAAAUGCUAACUGCAGAACAUAUCAUGUACACACAUGUGACACCUACAUGUAUACACAGUGAUAACUAGUUAGACUGUAAUUUAGAUGUGACAGGGUUUACUUAUUAGAACAUCUUUGCUGUUGGAAUGAGACAGGUGGUACGUCUGUUUGAGAAACAAUUAAAGCUCCUUUCAACUUUUUGGAAAGACCCCACACUGUCAAAGUCUUAAAACUACCAGUUCUCAGUCCAUGAAUACUUUAUUCCAUUUGUUGUUACAUCCUCCAAGUAUCCAUCUUGUGGUGGCUUUGUAAUAACAACUGGAAAACAUUGUGAUGCUACAUCUCCCAGUCUCUCUGUCGUAUGUGUGAGAGGAUUUGAGGAAGACAGGUUGGAGGUCGUCUCCAAUCCAGGAAUUCAGUGCUGAAGGGUUCAUGGAUCUGUGGUGGGAAUCAGCACAAGGGUUUAGAAAACUAAAUAACAUAAAAAAACAACUUCAUUGUAAAGUCAACAUGACUUGCUGGAUUCAUUUCUGAGGGAUCUGUGAAGAACAAGACAGCAGCUGCACUACUGCUAUGUGUAUAUCAGAUUCGAGAGUGGACACGUUAACUGAUAACACUAAGAUUCAGUACCACAGAAAACACACUACAAAGAAUUUAGUUUGCUUACUGUAAUACAGCGUUUAUUCUUUAAUGUCACAUUGUCGUUAUUAAACUGAUGUAUAAAUGCAUAGUAUCUUAGUUACCUAAAAGAUAAGGUGACUAAAAAUGGCCUCCAUAUUUACAGUGUGCGCGACUAAAAGCCGAUGUCUGGUGGUCAGCGUGGCAACAACCACAUAAAGAGUUAGUUUUGAACCUGGUCAUACAUCUCUGUUCACUAACAUGACCAUGAACUUGACUGGGAGGUUUUCAUUCAACUCUAGUAGUGUUGAGAGUCAGCAUCUCAUUCAGUGCCGGCAAUGAGGGAAGCACAUGUUCCACUCUGCUUCUGCUUUUCUUUGCUCUAAUGGUUUCACACAGGAAGAUGAUGCAACUUCCAACACACUCAACCGUAGACAUGUAGAACGUUGGAGUCCUGUGUAUCUACUGAAACAGAGGGGACAGCAGAGAGAGCUGCUGAGACCGUUUGAGUUAGCUGUGAUGUACAGACAGCUGAGCUGCUGGACCACCUAAUGAUGCUUGGACAAAGUGUAAAGGUAUGUUCCCAGUAGAUACGACGGAGCAUCAUAACUAGCUUCUGCAGAUCUUCAGGAACAAGUGAACAAGUGCCACCAGACUCAUUUGUCUGUUAGCGUUAGCUAUCCAGCUAGCUGGCAGACUGUUGAGCUGCUGUGAUGCAUCUGACUGACAGAGAUCCAUAGUUAACAUUUGGAAAGCUGUAACAGUGGAGCCACCUGAUGGGGUUGCAUUUAGUUUCCCCUUGCUGUGGCUACCAUGAUGCAACUUGUUCUUAGACUGCAGUGUCUUGUGUAGAAAGCUCUGCUGUUGGUCCAGUCCUGCUGAGCCUCAUAACGGGUUCUUUGAGAGGAAUUCAGCUGCAGCAGCAUCAAAAAAGUCCGUCCCGAUACUUUCUUUGAGGAACUUCAUCAUUCUGCUCAAUCCAUCUUAACAAGACAGCCGUUUGAAAAGUGUAACCUCCUCAAGUGUCGGCUCAAAGUUAAUUCUAGACCACAUUUUAAAUUGGAGUUUAAAGUUUUGGUGCAACAAAAUGAAAUGUAAUUUAAGCUUAGAGGUCAAGUGUGCCGUUAAAAGAGAGGUUUGAAUUCAAGCUAGUUUUAAAGUUUAGUGCAAGAGAAUUUCAAGUUAAAGCAGUAUUUAAUGAAAUUAAUCGUCAAUAUUUGAAGACUGACUGUCUUAUGUUGUCCCUGUGUCUGCUGCUGAAACAAUUAGUCUACUCGUUCAUUAUUUAUUAAAUGUUUGCUAUUAUAGAUUAUAUGUAUUGAUAAAACAAUGUUGCCAUUGUUUUCAUGAUGAGCUUUAAUGAGCUAUUGUUAGAAACAAGUACUAAAACCUGUAUUUAUUCACGUUUCUCACCAAAAAUACAUUUUUACAAGAUUACAUUUGAACACAUCAUGAUAAUGUGAUAAUUUACUUUCAUCCAAUACUCAUUUUUACCGGAUGGAGCUUGAACUAAUGUAACUAAAUGGAAGCGUACAUUAUAAUAACAGCUGUUGCUGUCAACAUUCCUAACGUCAGCUCUCCUCCUUCACAAUGUAUCAUCAGUAUCUGUUCUGUGUCGCCAGUAUUCAUCAUAUUACCGUAUUAUCUCAAUAAAAUGGACCAAUGAAACUAAUGAAUACGUGACACAAAACGGCAAGUGAUUAUUGUGAAAAAUGUACUUGGCUGGUGGAUUAUUUCAUCUGCCAGUCCACUUAGACGUUGAGUCAACAAGUUCAUUUUGAACAGUGACUCCAUAUCUAAACAAACUCCAGUGUAGCACUAUUGUGUCAGAUGGGCCCCUGAAAUAGCCUGAAUGCACUAUGUCAUGAGUCCUAUAUUUUGUAUUGGUGACCUACAACAGUUACACUGACGGACCCUGAGCUACGUUUCCUUCCACACACACACACACACACACACACACACACACACAGAAACGCACAUGGGCACACACAGGAGCAGCUGAGACGACAGCAACUGCAGCAGUAUGUGUGGCUGCUGAUUGGACCGUGGAGGUGCUGGGGGGGUUCAUGGAGAGGCUCCUAUUUUUACCCCAGAUCAACACCCUCGUAUCACAACAGCUGUCCCCACGUCUCUGGUCUGUCCGCCGUCAGGAAUAGCCGGCCUAUCGGAGCCUCCCCCUCUCCUCGGCUCUGCUGUUUCACUUUCCACUGUGCCUCCAGCCACUUGCUCGGAUCUCCUCGACUCUGGCCAUUUGUUUCUAUUUUAACGGUGACUGUGGGAACUAUUUGGAUACAGGAGUUGUGGAAUUACUUCACUACCAGCUCCCCUCCACCUCCUCUUCCUUCUGCUCUCAUCUCAUCCAUCACAGCCCAUGACAGCAGACCAGCCAACAUGGCAUUCUCAUCUCGCUUUUCCUUCUGGGAGCAAAAGGUCAAAGAAGAUAACAUCCCAGGAAGCAGAAGUUCAGACAGUGAAGGGCUGCCCAGCCGGUCCAGGUCAGUGUCAGCUCUAGACCCUGGCAAGGGGUUAUUCCAAGCAACAAGUCCCCCAUCAGUUUCCCCCAUGAAGUCGGUAGCCCGGGUCAGAAGUCCCUCCCCACCAAAAGUCAGGACACUUGUUAAAGUGCCUGAACGCUUCAAAAGCCCUGAACCAGCGUCAAAGGCGGCUGAGCAAUUUAGGAGCCCUGAACCACCACAAGCUCCUCUGAGCCCAGAGCCAGCUAUGAACAGUGAGCGACAGCAAAAUAGCAUAAUGGGCAAAAGUGUGGUCAAUAGUACAGCCAGGGGUGAUGUCAAACGUUCAGGCACCAGCACCAGCCAGACGGAUACUACAGAGGACAAGGGUCUGACACGGAAGAAAGUAGUAAAGGUGGUUCGCCGUGUAGUCAGGAAGGUCCUGCCCACAGAAGAAGAAGAGACUACCAUGCCAACACAACCCUCACACAAAGCUCCUGCUGCCGAAGCAGUGCUAGCCCCAGCUUCAGUAUCUAAGGCCCCCACGAUGUCAGGGUUCUCUUUCAAACAUGACGUCAUCAAAACGGAAGACAAAGACGACAUUUCGCGAGGAUUGACACACCUCAUGGUCAGAGGCAGGACCAGGGAGCCUCGCCCCAGAGUAUGGAAAGAUGAACGACCAGAAAAAAUAGAGUUGGAGAAGAAUAAUGAGAAGACAGUAGGAAAAGUUGCUGAGUCGGAGGAGAAGAAAGAGGAUAAAACCACCCUUAAGCCGCACAAGAUCAAUCACAAACCUAUGAGCGCUAGUCAAGGUAUACAGGAGGCCAAACCUGCCGUGGUUGCUGUAAACCCCACCAGCACAUCUUCUGAGCACUCCUCUCCAAAGUCAUCCAAAUCGACUCAUUCCAGAUCCACAUCUCUCCCACCAGUUGUUGGCUUUAUCCCAGUUCCCAAGCCCUCACCCUUGUCUCCACCUCCUGGCUUCAUACCUGCACCCAAACCAACUGCUGUCAAAAAACCCACCCCUACAAAUCCUCCUUCUGCUGCCCCAGUGGCCCAAAAGAAUCCCUCCCUCACUCCUCCAUCACGUUUCAUCCCAGCUCCUCAAACCUCUCCACUUGCAACUCCCCGUCCCAAUCCCAGUGUAGUGGCUCCCCCUCGAGGAGUAAUUCCCAUUCAACAAACUGCCGUCAGUCAACAAGAGGAGGAACCGCUCAGUCCCACCGAGGAGGCUCAGAGGCGCCUGAUGAGGAUCUUCAGUGCCCCUCUGGAGCUGCCAGUCACUAUUUCGUCUUCUGCCCACGCCCCCACCCCUGCUGCCCCGCUGUCCCAGGGCCUCCUCCAGGUACCGCAGCCCUCCAGCCUUCCUCUGGGCCUCCUGGCUGGAGUUUGUGCUCGUGUGACUUGUCAGAGUGGAUCAGUGGACGAGGACCCUGUGGCCCUCCUUCAGACCUCUCAUGCUGCAGCUCAGCAAUCCCAGGUGAAGACAGAAGAGCAGAUCACAGCGGAGCAAGUCUGGUAUGGAUCAGAGAAAGUCUGGCUUGUGCACAAAAAUGGCUUCUCCCUGGCCACCUUAGUGAAGACAGAGGCUGGCUCCCUGCCAGAGGGCAAGGUGAAGGUCAAACUGGAGCAUGAUGGGACAAUACUGGAAGUGGACGAAGACGACGUAGAAAAGGCCAACCCUCCGUCUUGCAACCGAUCAGAGGACCUGGCUUCACUGCUCUAUCUGAAUGAAUCCAGUGUGAUGCACUGCCUGAGGCAGCGCUAUGGAGGCAACCUCAUCCACACCUACGCUGGAACCAAUAUGGUGGUCAUCAACCCACUAAGCACACCCUCCAUGUACUCUGAGAAGGUGAUGCACAUGUUCAAAGGCUGCCGGCGUGAGGACUCUGCACCUCACAUCUACUCUGUGGCCCAGUCCGCCUACCGCAACCUGCUCACCACCCGGCAGGAUCAGUCCAUCGUGCUGCUGGGCAAGUCCGGUAGCGGCAAGACCACCAACUGCCAGCACCUGGUCCAGUACCUGGUCUCCAUCGCCGGCAGCACAGGCAAAAUCUUCUCUGCUGAGAAGUGGCAGGCGGUCUACACCAUCCUGGAGGCUUUUGGCAACAGCUCCACCUCUAUGAACACCAACGCCAGCCGCUUCUCCCACGUAGUGUCCCUGGACUUUGACCAGGCUGGGCAGGUGGCCUCCGCCUCCAUCCAGACGAUGCUGCUGGAGAAACUGAGGGUGAGCAAACGACCCGAGGCAGAGUCCACCUUCAACGUCUUUUACUACAUGAUGGCCGGAGCCGACAGCAGCCUGAGAACGGAGCUGCACUUUAACCACCUGGCUGAGAACAGUGCUUUUGGGAUCCUACCACAGUCUAAGCCUGAAGACAAGCAGCGAGCCUCGCAGCAGUUCACCAAGCUGCAGGCAGCCAUGAAGGUGCUGGGCAUCUCUGGUGAGGAGCAGAAGGCCCUGUGGCUCAUCCUGGGGGCCGUUUACCACUUGGGGGCCGCAGGAGCCACUAAAGACGGAGAUGAAGCGGGUCGGAGGCAGUUUGCCCGUCACGAAUGGGCCCAGAAGGCGGCCUACCUGCUGGGCUGCACCCUGGAGGAGCUGUCCUCUUCUAUCUUUAAGCACCAGGCUAAAGGACUGCAGCACUCCACUUCCUUCAGAGGAGGACCGGACGAGGCCGGCCAAGGGGACAGCUCAGGCUCUAAGGUCACAGCUCUGGAGUGUUUGGAGGCCAUGGCAUCCGGACUCUACUCGGAGCUCUUCACUCUUGUCAUCUCCCUAAUUAACAGGGCUCUGAAGUCCAGUCAGCACUCUCUGUGCUCCCUGCUGAUCGUGGACACUCCGGGUUUCCAGAACCCUCGGCUGGCUCAGCAGCAGCGGGGAGCCACGUUUGAGGAGCUCUGCCACAACUACACCCAGGAGAGGCUGCAAACCCUGUUCCAUGAACGCACCUUCGUCCAGGAGCUGGAGAGAUACAAGGAGGAAAACAUAGAGCUUGCUUUAGAUGACAUAGAGUCCAGUACCUCACUGUCUGUAGCAGCUAUUGACCACGCCUCAAGCCAAGCUCUGGUCCGGACUCUGGCCAGGACGGAUGAGGCUCGAGGCCUCCUGUGGCUGAUGGAGGAGGAGGCUGUUCAGCCUGGAGGAUCAGAGGAAACCAUGCUGGAGAGACUCUUCAGCUACUACGGCUCUGCACAGGGAGAGAACAAAGGAGCCGGUCUGCUGCUGCGAGGAGAGAAGCCCCACCUCUUCCUGUUGGGCCACAGCCACGGGACAGACUGGGUGGAGUACAACGCUCAGGGCUGGUUGAGCCACGCCAAGCACAACCCUGCCGCCCAGAACGCUGCCACUCUGCUGCAGGACUCCCAGAAGAAGAACAUCAGUGGGCUGUUUAUGGGCCGGGCUAGCGGGGCCACGGUGUUGUCCGGCUCCAUCGCUGGUCUGGAGGGCAGCUCCCAGCUUGCCCUGCGACGAGCCACCAGCAUGAGGAAGACCUUCACCACAGGCGUGGCCGCCGUCAAGAAGAAGAGCCUGUGUAUCCAGGUCAAACUCCAGGUGGAUGCUCUCAUUGAUAUGGUGCGUCGUUCCAGGGUUCACUUCGUCCACUGCCUGCUGCCCAAAGCAGAGGCAGUGGGUGGUGGAGGUGAGCCCCGUGUGACGCAUGGAGAGAGCCCGGACUCGGGCCUCAUGACUUUGGACGUGAGCCUCCUGAGAGCUCAGCUCCGAGGCUCCAAACUGCUGGAUGCACUACGCAUCUACAGGCAAGGGUACCCAGACCACAUGGUGUUUUCUGAGUUCCGCAGGCGCUUUGAUGUCCUGGCACCACAUCUGACCAAGAAGCAUGGCCGCCACUACAUUGUCACAGAUGAGAAGAGGGCAGUGGAGGAGCUGCUGGAGUCCUUGGAGCUGGAGAAGAGCAGCUACCACAUGGGGCUGAGCAGGGUGUUCUUCAGAGCGGGGACUCUGUCCAGACUGGAGGAGCAGCGAGACGUUCAGACCAGGAGGAACAUUUCUCUGUUCCAGGCUGCCUGCAGGGGAUACCUGUCCAGACAGGCCUUCAAGAAGAGGAAGAUCCAGGAUCUGGCCAUCCGCUGCAUCCAGAAGAACAUAAAGAAGAAUCGUGGUGUCAAAGGCUGGCCAUGGUGGAAGCUCUUCACCACCGUCAGACCUCUGAUAGAGGUGCAGCUCACUGAGGAACAGAUCCGGGGCAAGGACGAAGAGAUCCAGCAGCUGAAGCAGAAGCUGGAGAAGGUGGAGAAAGAGAGGAACGAGCUGAGACUCAGCAGCGACCGCCUUGAGAGCCGGAUCACAGAGCUGUCAUCAGAGCUGGCUGAUGAGCGUAACACCGGGGAGUCAGCCUCCCAGAUGCUGGAGACGGAAACUUCUGAGAGGCUCCGCCUGGAGAAGGACAUGAAGGACCUGCAGGCCAAGUUUGACAACAUGAAUAAACAGAUGGAGUCCAUGGAGAUGGAGGUGAUGGAGGCCCGGCUCAUCAGAGCGUCUGAACUCAAUGGAGAGAUGGACGAUGACGACACAGGAGGAGAGUGGAGGCUGAAGUAUGAACGAGCCAUCAGGGAGAUUGAAUUCACCAAGAAGAGGCUGCAGCAGGAGUCUGAUGACAAGCUGGAGGUGGAGCAGCAGAACAAACGGCAGCUGGAGAGGAGGAUCAGCGACAUGCAGGCCGAUAACGAGGAGUCCCAGAGAAACAUCCAGCAGCUGAAGAAGAAAACCCAGCGACUGACAGCUGAACUGCAGGACACCAAACUUCACCUGGAGGGCCAGCAGAGCCGCAACCACGACCUGGAGAAGAAGCAGAGGAAGUUCGACAGUGAGCUGAGUGGAGCCCAGGAGGAGGUGCAGAGGGAGAGGAGUCUGAGGGAGAAACUGGCCCGAGAGAAAGACGUGCAGGCCGGAGACGCCUUCAGCCUCCGACAGCAGCUGGAGGACAAGGACCUGGAGGUGUGUGCAGUCAACCUGAAGCUGGAGCAGCUGGAGGCCGAGCUGCAGGACCUCAACUCCCAGGAAUCCAAGGAUGAAGCAUCGCUGUCCAAGGUGAGGAAGCAACUUCGGGACAUGGAGGCCAAGCUGAAGGAUCAGGAGGAGGAGCUGGACGAGCAGGCCGGCACCAUCCAGAUGUUGGAGCAGGCCAAGCUUCGUCUGGAGAUGGAGAUGGAGCGUCUACGUCACACUCAGUCCAAGGACAUCGAGAGCAAAGACGAUGAGGUGGAAGAGAUCAGACAGUCCUGCAGCAAGAAGCUGAAGCAAAUGGAAGUCCAGCUUGAAGAAGAGUACGAUGAGAAGCAGAAGGUGCUGAAAGAAAAGAGAGAGCUGGAGUCCAAGCUUCUGUCAGCACAGGACAAGGUGAGAAGUGGUGACAUGGAGACUGAAAAGCGUUUGAGGAAGGACCUGAAGAGAACCAAGGCCCUGCUGGCUGAUGCUCAGAUCAUGUUGGACCACAUAAAGAACAACGCGCCCAGCAAGAGGGAGAUCGCUCAGCUCAAAAACCAGCUGGAGGAAUCUGAGUUCACCUGCGCGGCUGCAGUUAAAGCUCGCAAGUCCAUGGAGGUGGAGAUUGAAGAUCUGCACGUUCAGAUGGAGGACAUCUCCAAAACAAAACAGGCGCUGGAGGAGCAGCUGAGUCGUCUGCAGAGAGAGAAGAAUGACCUGCAGUCCAGGAUGGAGGAGGACCAGGAGGACCUGAACGAGCUGAUGAAGAAGCACAAGGCUGCUGUGGCUCAGUCGGCCCAGAACCUGGCUCAGAUCAGUGACCUGCAGGCCCAGCUGGAGGAGGCCCUCAAGGAGAAGCAGGAGGUUCAGGAGAAGAUGCAAGCCCUCCAGAGCCAGCUGGAGUUCCAGGAGCAGUCCAUGGUGGAGAAAUCCCUCGUCAGCCGGCAGGAGGCCAAGAUCCGCGAGCUGGAGACCAAGCUAGAGUUUGAGAAGACCCAGGUCAAACGCCUGGAGACCCUUGUAGCUCGUCUUAAGGAGAACUUGGAGAAGCUGACAGAGGAACGGGACCAACGCAGCAGUAGCGAGAAUCGAGAGAAGGAGCAGAACAAACGUCAGCAGAGACAGAUCCGUGACGUCAAAGAGGAGAUGGGUGAACUGGCCAAAAAGGAAGCCGAGGCCAGCCGCAAAAAACACGAACUGGAAAUGGACAUUGAGAGCUUAGAGGCUGCUAAUCAGAGCCUGCAAGCAGACCUCAAGCUGGCCUUCAAAAGGAUCGGUGACCUCCAGGCAGCCAUCGAGGACGAGAUGGAGAGUGACGACAAUGAAGACCUGAUCAACAGUUUGCAAGACAUGGUGACAAAGUAUCAGAAAAGACAGAACAGAGUUCAGGGGGAUUCAGACACAGACUCUGAGGUGGAGGAUCGUGUGGAUGGGGUGAAGUCCUGGUUGUCUAAAAGCAAAGGUUCCACCAAGAACCUGUCAGAUGAUGGCAGCCUCAAGAGCUCCAGCCCCCCUGGCCGGAGACACUACUGCUUCAAUAGAUCUGAUGAAGAGGAGGAGGAGGAAGAAAAAGAAGAAGGCGGGGCGACCCAGGGCUCUUUCUACUCUUGAUACAGACAUGGAAGCCAAAUAAAAGAGGACGACAGCGAGGACAGGCCUUAUGAGACCACGCUCUCUGAAAUGUGCCCUCAUUACUCCGUGACAGUUUGUCUUGCAUGCAAAGUUGACCACAAUUGUGGUGAGUUGGACACAACCACACAAUAACUCACAACCCUGCAGGAAAACAUGUUCCCAACACUCGGUUAGAGCUUCCUAUUGCAGAUCCUCACAGGAUUUGGUCAUAUUUGACAAACUAAAUGGUGUUUAGCCUCUCAUUAUUCACUUCACACACACGCAGCAGCUCUGUUAUUAACAACUCCACGUGCCGCUGGUUGCAUGCAAGCAGCAUUUGCUUGGCUUUGAGCAGCCGCCCUGUAUGGUUGUAACUGAGCCAAAGAACUUGGAGGUUGCAAUGAUGAUAUAUUCUUUCUGCCUCUCUUUGUCUGUAUCACUCUCCCGCUCUUCUCUACAUAUAGUACACCACAAUAAGUACUGCCAUAGUACAAUGUAUUGCCAAAAAGCCUUUGUUGAAGGGCGUGUGCACACUGCUUUACUUAUUGCCAAUUGAUGCUGAGUCCUGAGAAAGGUCCCAUCCUUAUUUCUUUCCUUUUUCCUGCUUCUUUCCAUUUCGGGACAAGUGCCAUUUGAUUUAAGUGGUCUCCUCUACAGCUGGCUCCUCUGCAGCUGUGGCAUUUCGUGAACUGCACUAAGGGCACGCUCAUCAUCUGUUCACUUUUUGUUUCCCUGAAAAGAUGUUCUUCUUUACAGUGGAGAGUGAUUGCAUCACUUACAUAACAGCAAAGCAUUUUUCUCCAUUUGAAUAUUUUGUUUUUGAUGUGCGAUAGAUUUGUUUCUGCAGAGGAUGGCCGUCGGGCAAAUUAAUUGCCAUGAGGUUUGAGCUUACCUCUGCAAAAGGCCUUGUUCUUCUUUUCAUUUGACUUGAUUUGACUAAGUUCUUGCCCAAAUUCUUUAGUGAGGAAGACACUUUGUCACGGCUUUGUCCUCCUUGUGCUUGUUGUUCACAUGUCGCCUGUGUUUGUUUUACGUUUGAUGUGCUUUCCUUUCCAGAGGGAAUGUACUUGACUUUGAGCAUCAGUCACAUGUAUGGUAUCUUCAACCAGCAUGUCCAAGGAAAAACUGGUGCUGUUCAAUAUUUCUCUUUUUGUCAGCCAAUCACAUGAAAGGACCAAACCCACCAGAGUUUUCUUGACCUUUGGGAAAAGUGUGUGUACGAAAUAUCCUAAGCUCAAAGGUCCACUUGAUAUGUUUUCAGGAGCUUUCACAUCUCUUGGUCUUCUUCAUAAAAUGAAGCUAGCGCAGUUGUUAGCCAAUCGGUUCAUACUGAAGACUACUAAGUCUUUAAAUAUGGCUGAUGGAUAUCUUAUUAGAUAUUUUUAAAAGUCACUUUUUUCCAUCCAUAGAGUAAAACCCAAAGCUUCUACACUUUACUUCUCUGAGGGUUUUGUGUCAUGAUUAUUUGCUUAGCACGGUUUGAUGCUAGCAACAUGAGCAUUAGCCUAGCUAGCAUGGAGAGCAUGUUAGCUAACAGAGAGCACUGACAAUUUAUCAUUGAAACAAAUCAUUAUGGAUUUUAUACCAGAUUCUUUUUCCCCAUGUACCACAUAUUUUGAAUAAAAGUGACUAUGAUAGCUUCUCAGCACCAUCGGGAGGAUUUGCUAUUGGUCAAUGAUGCAAAUUUAAAUGUCAAAAAUCUCCAAAGUUGAAUGCGAACUGUGCAGACAGAUCCUCUGAUUGGAGUGAUCUUGUUGACAUGAAUUGAUCUCUGCUUGGAUUCAUAUCUUUUCAUGGGUUAUGAUGAUAUUGUAAGAAAAGUGUAGAAUAUCACCAGCAUCUCCUUUAAAGCCUCAUUGUGAACUUUAACUGUAUCUUUGUCAACUGGACGCACUACAGCCUAUAUAACCAAUACUGUGAAAUCAUCUUCAAUGUCUUUGAGGCCUGUUUAUUUAUCAGGUUUCUUUUUUUUCAACCCAAUGAUGCCUCGAAACAGCAAGAAAAUAGGAAGCUGCAUUUUCAUGGUUGCUUAAGUGUCACACCCUCUGGUCAUCAUGUUUUUGAAAGCCAUUUAAAGUCCAGGAGAGCUUGACGUGGCAUUCAGGGCUGAAAACAAAGUGCAGACCUUCGUCAUUGUGGGAGUAGUUGGGUGUUAUUCUACUAUACAUGCUUUUUGUAGACUUGUGUCUUCAUCUUUAUUCUCUAUGCAGUCAACACAAGUGUGGAAAUGUGUUUUUUGACCUUAUUGACCCUGAUAACAGUGUCUUGCUUCAACAGAAUAAAAACAAAAGAGCAGGCGUAAUAUUGCUGACUGCACAACGUAUUUAUAUAUAAAUAUGUGAAUGAUUGAUGCUAGCUUUGAAAAUAGUUCAUGUUUAUUUUCAUUAUUGAACAAAUUGACCACUUGUUAUACAUUUUGCAUUACAGUUUAAUAUAUUGUAAAUAAAUGAUGGUGAUUGUUUGUAGACUGGA